Molecule: messenger RNA, 474 nt
Organism: Protopolystoma xenopodis
Lineage: Eukaryota; Metazoa; Platyhelminthes; Monogenea; Polystomatidea; Polystomatidae
Source: the annotation of a GenBank genome assembly
UCUCUGCUUGAGACGGCCACAUUAAUUAGAGCGAAAUGCCACACUUCUGUCGGGUUUCUACCCAGCCCUGCCACCGUUGUCCCUACCUCUAUGGCAUCUGGUUCAGGGCUAGAAUCUCUGCCAUUGCUCGAUGAUGACUUGCUCCUCUUGCCGGCUGUACCCACGGAUCGACUGGACAAUCUGGAUGCGGCAAUUACGCCAGGGGCUGAUAGCGAAACUUUGGCUGGUGGCAUAGAUAAUUGCGAAGCGGGUGUGACUGUCGAGGAGCCUCAAUCCCCGGUCUUUCCAGAUUCCUCUUCCUCGUCUACUUGUUCUGUCGUUCAGUAUGUUACUUCUGCUGCCGCCACUUCUAAAGAAGAACCCGAGGAAGUUUUUGCUGACCCUGGAAAUACUUCAGGAAACCUCUCGACUGAAACAAAUGAAGCUUUGGCCGCUGGCGCCAUGGGCUAUGUUCAUGUUAUGCGAUCUCUUUAA